AUGGCGUUGUUUAAAAGGGCAGCGAUGCCUUCCCUUCGCUUCUCUCCGGGGGUCACAGCAUCUAUCAUCAGCAUUCGCAGAGCUUCCUCAAUGGCCCCUCCAAAGCUCAACGAUCCUUCUCUGUUCAAGCAGAAUGUCUGCUAUGUCAAUGGCGAGUGGCGGGCCGCCAAGUCCGGCAAGACCUUCAAGGUGAAUGACCCUUCGACAGGUGAAUUCGUCGGAACCAGCCCCGAAUUCGACGUAACAGACACCAACUCGGCUAUCCUCGCCGCCGCCGACGCCUUCCCGUCCUUCCGCGCAAAGACCGGCCGCGAGCGCGCAAAGCUGCUACGAAGAUGGUUCGACGAGCUCAAUGCCAACGCCGAAGACAUCGCCAAGCUCAUCACAUGGGAGAACGGCAAGCCGAUCAACGAUGCCAAGGGCGAGUCGGCCUACGCCGCCAGUUUCCUCGAGUGGUUCAGCGAGGAGGCGCCUCGCAUCUACGGCGACACCAUCAACAGCUCCAACCCCUCCAACCGCAUCAUAACCGUCAAGGAGCCCGUGGGCGUCUGCGGUCUGAUCACGCCGUGGAACUUCCCCGCCGCCAUGAUCACCAGGAAGGUUGCCCCCGCGCUGGCGGCGGGCUGCACGGUGGUCUGCAAAGCUCCAGCCGAGACCCCGUUCACGGCUCUUGCGCUGGCCGAGCUAGCCCACCGGGCUGGCAUCCCCAAGGGUGUUGUCAACAUCGUCACGGCGCUUGACAACACGAUCGAGAUCGGAAAACUGCUCACCACCUCCCCAACCAUCAAGAAGGUCUCAUUCACCGGGUCGACUGGUGUGGGCAAGAUCCUGAUGAAGCAAUCAUCCGACACUCUUAAGAAACUCUCCAUGGAGCUUGGUGGCAAUGCGCCAUUCAUCGUGUUUGACGAUGCCGACGUGGAUGCCGCGGUGGCCGGGGCUAUUGUCUCCAAGUUCCGCUCGUCAGGCCAGACCUGCGUCUGCGCCAAUCGCCUCUACGUUCAAUCUGGUAUUUAUGACCAGUUCAUCCAGAAGUUCACCGAAGCGGUCAAGUCUUUCUCCGUCGGCAAUGGCUUCGACGAGGGCAUCACCCAUGGCCCUCUAAUCCACGACCGUGCCGUCGACAAGGUCGACUCCCAUGUCCGGGAUGCCGAGAAGAAGGGUGCCACCGUCACCAUCGGUGGCCAGAAGCUUCCUAACCUUGGUAUCAACUUCUUCCAACCCACGGUCAUUCGCGACAUGACUGUUGAUAUGGCCAUCGCCACCGAAGAGACCUUUGGUCCUGUCGCAGGAGUUUUCUCCUUCGAGACGGAAGCUGAAGUCGUCGGCUUAGCGAACCAAUCCGAUGUUGGUCUGGCAGGUUACUUCUUCUCUCGUGACAUUUCUCGGGUGUUCCGAGUCGCGGAGGCUCUUGAAGUCGGCAUGAUUGGUGUCAACACUGGAAUCAUCUCAGACCCGGCUUCGCCGUUUGGCGGUGUCAAGCAGAGCGGUUUCGGUAGGGAAGGGUCCAAGUACGGUCUGGCCGAGUUCCAAACGAUCAAGUCAGUCACAUUUGGCGAUAUGGGCAAACCUUUACAAGGCAAGCUGCGAGCUAUCCCAGCCGCAUCAUGGCGAGCCUCAGUAGCUUCUAGCUCCCCCGCCUACCAGGCCUCCCCCCUCGCUCCCACACGCUUCUUCAGCGCCUCCCAGCAACUCCAGAAGAAGCGCAAGAUCGCCGCCCCCAAGGGCUCCCGCUCCGAUGAAGCGGCCGUCGAGGAUGCCCCCCCCUCCUCCGGCAAGCGAAAGGGCGGCGCCGCCCCCUCCACCCCCAGCGACGCCGCAGCCGAGGAAGUCGACCCCCUCGACUUCACCGCGCUGAUCAGCGCCUUCGGGCCCAUCGACUUCCACUUCAAGGCCCAGCUCCAGGCCCUCUCCCACGGCGGCCGCUUCAACCCCACCAACCUCGGCGCCCUCACCGUCCACGUCACCUCCCACGCCAUGGCCGACGACGCCAGCGGCGUCAUGACCACCGUCGCCGAGGACUUCCCCCUCUCCGAGCUCGCCCAGAUCGUGCCCCGCUCCGGCCGCACCAUCUCCCUGCUCGUCCACGACCGCAGCUACAUCAAGCCCAUCAUGUCCGCCGUCCAGGCCUCCCCCGACUACAACCAGCAGCCCCAGCGGUCCGAGGACAACGACCUCGAGCUGCUGCUCAAGGUCGAGAUGGAGCGCAAGGAGGACGUCGCCCGCCGCGUCAAGGAGGCCACGCAGGUCUGGCGCGAGCGCGUGCGCGCCGCGAGGACCAAGCACGAGAAGCAUAUCAAGGACUGGCAGAAGAAGAAGACCAUCACGACCGACUUGGCGAGGAAGGCGGACAAGGAGCUCCAGAAGCUCCAGGACAAGAAGAUGAAGGAGAUUGAUGGCGAGGAGGCCAAGGCGAUUUCGUCGCUGUAG
Messenger RNA from Clonostachys solani, 2427 nucleotides. The record is from the annotation of a GenBank genome assembly. NCBI's taxonomy places the organism in Eukaryota, Fungi, Ascomycota, Sordariomycetes, Hypocreales, Bionectriaceae.